AGUCUUGUUUUUCGAGCGAUCGAAAUCUUCGUUUGGCUGCGACUCUUCCUGCUUUGCGGUGGGCCUGCUGGCGAACGGCUCCCCGUUCCCGGAGAAUUAUGGACCGGAAAAAAAAGCCUCUGGAUAUAACACUCAGUUCGCUGGUAGAUUUGAAAGCUGAACUAUUCCGAAAACAGGAAGAAUUCAAGAAAGAGAAACUGCUGAAAGAUGCCGGAGUCUAUGUUAAGCCCAAAACAGUAAAUAAGAUGAAGAAACUGAAGAGUUAUAUCUUGUGGAUUUUACUCAGAAGAUAAUUGACAAACGGAGAGAAGUACAAGAACUAUGUGCCAGUGAAACUGCCAGAAAAGCAAUGGGGGAUGAAAAUGGGGAAGGAGAGAGAUUCUCCGAAGCAGAGAUCCCACCGCCACAGAACCCAGAUGAAGAAUGGGUUGAAUAUGUGGAUUAUUUAGGCCGUUCAAGAAGAUGUAUGAAGAAAGAUUUGCCCUUUUUGCUAGAAAGGGAUAAACUGAACCAGGAUGAGAGGCCAGGGAAUGAAAAAAAGACUCUGCAGUCAGAAGACAUGAGAAGAGAGCUUCAGCGACAGGAAUGGGAAAGAGAAGAAGAAGAAGCGCUGAAUAAACCUAUGGGGCCAAUUCAUUAUGAAGAUAUUCGAGAAAAUGAGGCCCGACAACUUGGUGUUGGUUACUUUGCCUUUGCCCGUGAGCAGACUUUGAGAAAAAAACAAAUGGACACUUUAGAAAUGCUAAGAGAACAGACCAUCGGUCAGAGAGCAAAGCGUGAACAUUUAAAGGAAAAACGUAAAGCCAAUUUGGAAGCCAGGUUGUCUAAAAUUCGAGCGAAAAAGCGCUUAAAAGAUGGCGAUACGAAGGAAAAUGGAGAGGAGGAAGAAGCAAUACCAGUCCUACCUUCAAGCAAGCCCGCUGAACUUCCCAGAGUUUCUACAGAAAGUAGAAAAGUAGAAGUUAUCAUUCAGGAGAGGAGAGAUACAAAGCCGGGUGUGCCCUAUGUUCGUGAAUGGGAUAAAGGCAAAGAAUUCACUUUUGGACUUUGGUCAAAGAAGCAGAAUGAACUCAGAAACGAAAGAGAUCCAGAGUUUGCACCACCUUCUGCUUACUUUAACAAUCAAAAUAAAUUUUACGAUUGGAAUAAUCAAAAUCGGAGCAAAUCUAAAUCCUCCUAUGUAAGUACAGAAGACAGUUUUACAGGCAACCUGCCAUCUACAUCAGCUGAGACUCACAAUAACUCAUGGAACAAUGACUUCAUACCCACUCAGGCACCUGAGAUGAGGACGUCAAACCAAGAACCGGCUUACCAAAGUUUGGAUGAUAUGCUCUCCUACUAUAAGCAAGUCACAUGAACGUCGGAUGCAGUUAGGAAAACAAUUUGUUCCCCAAUGAUUAAAACAAAUUAAGGAUAGUUUCAGUGAGUAGGGGAACUUUCUUGCAGUUCCCUUCUCCUCUAUCACUUCUAGUAUUAAAGAAUUCACUUCAAAGAUA
This is a messenger RNA of Thamnophis sirtalis, 1496 nucleotides long. NCBI's taxonomy places the organism in Eukaryota, Metazoa, Chordata, Lepidosauria, Squamata, Natricidae. The record is from RefSeq and is a predicted model, not a curated record.